Didymella exigua CBS 183.55 is the source of this 1560-nucleotide messenger RNA. RefSeq lists its product as uncharacterized. Gene Ontology annotation, molecular function: protein binding. The transcript has 3 exons. The record is from RefSeq and is a predicted model, not a curated record. Lineage: Eukaryota; Fungi; Ascomycota; Dothideomycetes; Pleosporales; Didymellaceae. The coding region runs from base 1 to 1560 and encodes 519 amino acids.
AUGCGCGACUUCACUGCUAGUCUCCCACCUGAGGUGCAGCGCACCAUCCUCAGCUAUCUGGUUCCAAAUGUGGCGCUGCAGCAUGCGCGCUUGGUGAAUAAGCAAUGGAGUGCUGUGGCGGCUACCUUGCUCUGGCAUCAGCUGCAUGUAGACCUCCAUCUCUACCAUGCUGACCGGCCUCGUUUCAACGCCCUGCUUAAUUCGAGUCCGAACGGCAUUCUGGAUAAUGUCAAGAAACUCGGAAUUUCCAGCAGUCUGACGACAUCUAACCCCCUUCAGACCCAACAGACCACCUCCAUUCUGCUCAAACUGCUCAGCGCACUUCCCCGGGACAACCUAUCGUCUUUACAUAGCGAAACACUUCCCGUCCACCCGGACGUCAUCUGCGUUCUACUGAGGACACAAUCGCAGUUGCGCGAAUUGUCGAUUCCAACAGACGAGGACAGCUCUGAUGGCCUUCCUGGAGGUGCUUAUGCUCGAAACAACCUGUCGCAUUUGGAGAAGAUUACAGUUGAUGUGAGUGGAGCUAGCCAGCAGACGUACCGCGGCGUGUGCGCCUGGUUCGCCUAUGCACCCAAGCUACAUGAGGUGAGCAUCAAGGGAAGGCACCAUAAUGAUCCAGCAUUCAAUCGGUUCGGUGGAUGGGCUGCGUCGGCCCAGCCACACUUGGUGAAGCUUCGUCGUCUUGCUGUUCGCGAUAUCUGUUUCAUGGGUACGCCUUACAGGAUCGUCCAGCAUCUCGAUCUACCGUCUUUGGAGUAUCUCAGUCUCAGAGAGUGUUUCAAUGCUGGGCCAUUUCUGCUGUCACUUGCUCAGAAGUUCAAGCAAUCAGACGAACCUGUCCUCAGGAACUUCUCCCAUUGCCAAGUGUCCAUGUCUGAAGACGUCCAAGAAGCCUCUGCAGAGCUCAUUGGGUCUGUCAACAGUCUUACACAUCUCAAUAUUGGGCUUAUGGAGGGUGGUCUGAUGGACUUGGAAUGUCUUAAAAUGAGCGGCAGAUCUUUGAUACACCUGCAUCUCCUUUGCAUGGAUGUGGAAUUUCCGUACUAUUCGGCCGUGGACCUGGUGCAAUUGAGACUUCUCUGCCCCAAGCUAGAACAUCUCAGUAUAGACAUUGGUGAUCUGAACUCUUUCUUCGACGAUGUGGGACUGAACGAGCCUUUCCGCUUGGCUGAACACACAGGGUACAUGAAGAAGCUGGAAGUCAUUGCCCAAUACGCCAACCUGGUUUCGCUUUCCAUUACAGACCCUGCUCUUCUGGAUGGUGAAUACUCCGCAAACGAGCGUCGAUUGAUAUACACCGAAGUCGCCAGUCAGCUCUUCCAGGAACUGGCUGAGCAUGGCUCACAUCUUCAGCGUCUUCACUUCAGCUCCAGAUUGUAUGAAAGUAUGGAGGCUGAAGCGGAUGAAGACGGACACACCUGGCCUCGGUAUGCUUUCGAGCGUGGCAAUGUAUCAGUCACGAGAUACGGACAGCAGGUUACCGUCAAGACACUUGCAGUGCCUGCUCCACAGGACGUCCGGGGGCUGACAUGCGGUGCAGGGUGGGAGGCCGUCUAA